ACCUGAUAUCAGUGUAUCGGUAACGUUUUCAUUUUCUCUCGUUUAAACGAACAGAACGCAGCCAUUCAGUCUGCCCGGUGAUUAAUAUGAUCGACGUUUUACUCUAGUCACCUGCAGUGAAAUGGUUGUGUAGUACAGAAUCGCUUACGUGGAAAAGGAUAUUAUAUUACCUCUGGCCCAAGUAAUCGAAUUAUCCAUUCGACGCUUAAAAAUGAAACACAAGGUGGAUCGAAAACGAUCGUGGUUACAGAAGACAUAUUUCAAAUAUCCAAUAGGACACAGGUGAUUUUUUAAGAAACAAUUUUAAUCAGUCAGGGGAAAAUACCGGCUAUCGUUAUUUCCUUUGCGGUAGCGUUUUUAUUGUCAUUGGUUUUUUUCCUCUUCGUUAUCAUCGUUGCUCACCGCUUCCUAAUCCGGUUCCACGGUACUGGAAUUGCGUCAUCGAGAAAAAGCAUUUAAAACCUUUAACGAUCUUCGUCGUUCCUCUUCCGCCUGCCAACCUCCUGCCUAACCCCCCACUUCCUCCUUUUUUCGCCUGUUACUUAAUUUAGAGCCCGUGUCGGGUUACCCAUUCGUUAGCCGUCGCAGUUUAAUAGGAUUUACCGGUGUAAUGCAGCAAGUCGUAAGAGCCACUUUGACGAGAAUCCAUCUAGUUUGAAUCUAAUUCCGUUGGAAGUCGAUUCGACGGCUAUGUUCAUGAUUGGGCCGUGAUAGAGAACGUACAUCAGAGAUCGACGCAAAGAGGAAUACAUUAAACGCUCGACGAAGCGACAUCCGCACGUAAGGAGAUCGGAAAUUUACAAAUAGAAAGAAUCUUCGUCGCAUAGGCCGAAGAUCAAAUUCGUGUUUCCAGCACGCGAGGUUACAAUGGUUCUCUAACUGCCUGUUGCAGCUCUAAUAUCGAGGGAAAGGAAGAAACGAAUCUCUGUGGGUGUUGAGUCCCUCGACAUUCACGAAUCGACGAUCGAAGCCCCGAUCCGAAGUUGAAGAAGGAUCUAGCAUCUAGCACAUGCGGAGGCAUCUCUCGCACCGUCGUUAAAGUGAAAGGCACUGCUGCUACAUGCCUACGAGUGUCGUGUCCGUACGCGAAUCCGCAGAACACACGUGACAUUUUUACGAUGGCAUGCUAACGCGCCACUAGGAUUUGCUGUUGUAACGAUUAUUCGAGGGGAUCGUUAGCGGUGUGUCUCGUGCACAAUCUCUGCUGAUAUUUAAAGGAGACGCAAGCGACACGAACUAUACCAAAGAGAGAAAGAGAGACAACGACGCAUCGUCGCACGUGAUUACACGACACUAUAGUUUCUUUGUAAUGUGAACGCGCGCUGCGAUCGAGCUUCGUCCUCAGUCACGGGGUGGAAGAGCGAUAAAGAGGGGUUACACAGCGUGUGGAAGAAGAAUCCUGCGCAUUCUGAAUGCUUGAUUCCGUGACGGCUUACCGAUCGCGCCUCAUCCCCAUGAAGCUUCAUCCGGCGUGUCUGUUUUUCGCAAAUAGGAGAAGGUCACGAUGUGGACACGCGUUGCUGUAAAUGCCUAAAUCCACGAUCGAUACGGAAGAAACUCGCUGGUACAAACGUUACGCAAGAAAGCCGCUCCUUGACCCUGGGAUCGUACACCGUGAAUCAAGGAAACCAACACGAUACAGUGUGACAAGUGAAAAGUCCGGUUUCGUGUAACCCGUUUGACGUCGUGCAUGCUUUGCUCGAUAUACGUAUACGCAUACUUUGUGGCGGGAAACGUCGGUUUUUGACCGGCAGAGGGGGCCAACGAACUCGAGUCGACUCGAUAGGUGGUUUCCCCGCGGUGUCAGCACCAGAAACGGCGGGACCUACGCCGGACGACCUCGAACCUCGAAUUCGACUUGACUCGACCAAGCCGUCCAACAGCUUGUCGACGUCCUUCCUGUUGUCCUUGGUCCUCGGUGAAGGGGGACUUCUCGGCCCUGGUGGUGUCCUGGGGCCGCAGAUGGGAGCUGGUCUGCUGGAGCCCGACAGGGUGACCAACCCCGGAAAACUAUACCAGCCGACCGGACUUCCGCUCGAGGCCUACGCUCUUCCUCUCGUUUGUCGCCCACCAGGCUUCUCUCCAUCGAUUCGGCCGCGUAAACUCGAUCAAGCUGGAAUUGAUGGAGUUGGAGAACAUCGUAGCAAACACUGUGUACCUCAAAGCGAGAGAAGGCGGUGGUGACAGCAACAAGGGUAAGAGUAAAAAAUGGCGAAAGAUACUCCAGUUUCCACACAUUUCCCAAUGCAUCGGCCUAAAAGAUAAGCUGGACAUCAGGUACAGCUAUGUGGUGGAUCAACAACCGAUCGGUAGGCUGUUGUUCAGGCAAUUUUGCCAGGACAAGAAGCCAUCUUACCAUCGGUACAAUCUUUUCCUGGACGCCAUCGAGAAGUACGAGAUCGAGAUGGAUGAGAAUCGGACCGAGCUGGCCAAGGACCUGUUCGAGCAAUACCUGAAGAGGGAGGGCUCAGAGGUCGUCGACAUCCUAAACGAUUCUUUGAUCGCCCAGUGUGAGGAGAGACUCGGCACUGGCGGCAAGGAGCUCUUUGUUGAAAUCGCGCAGACCGUGAAAAACUUUCUGGCCGGCGAACCUUUUUCAGCUUUCCAAACCAGCUUUUAUUUCUAUAGGUAUCUUCAAUGGAAGUGGCUAGAGGCGCAGCCAGUCACGUACAAGACGUUUCGUAUGUACAGGGUGCUAGGAAAGGGUGGAUUUGGCGAAGUAUGCGCUUGUCAGGUACGAGCAACAGGCAAAAUGUACGCCUGCAAGAAACUGGAGAAGAAACGAAUUAAAAAGCGCAAGGGUGAAGCCAUGGUACUCAUAGAGAAGAACAUCUUGCAAAAAAUUAACUCCAAAUUCGUCGUUUCCCUAGCCUAUGCCUAUGAAACCAAGGAUGCAUUGUGUCUAGUCCUGACGAUUAUGAAUGGAGGAGAUUUGAAAUUUCAUAUUUACAACAUGGGCGGAGAACCUGGUUUCGACAUUAACCGCGCUAGGUUUUACGCAGCUGAAGUAGUCUGUGGCCUGGAACACUUGCAUUUGCAAGGAAUCGUCUACAGAGAUUGUAAGCCAGAAAACAUUUUGUUAGACGAUCAUGGUCAUGUAAGGAUAUCUGAUCUUGGUCUGGCUGUGGAAAUCACAGAAGGCGACAUGGUCACAGGAAGAGUUGGAACGGUCGGAUAUAUGGCGCCAGAGGUGAUCGACAAUGAGAAAUAUACCUUUUCACCGGACUGGUUCAGUUUUGGAUGUCUUUUAUACGAGAUGAUCGAAGGUCAAGCUCCCUUUCGUGCCAGGAAGGAGAAGGUGAAGAGAGAAGAGGUGGAUAGGAGGGUGAAAGAAGAUCAAGAAAGAUAUUCCACAAAGUUUACCGAAGAAGCAAAGAGCCUGUGUCAGCAAUUAUUGAAGAAGAGUCCGAAGAACAGGUUAGGCUGCAAGUGCGGCAGACACGGUGCUAAGGAAGUAAAGUUGCAUAGCUUCUUUCAGUGCUUGAACUGGAAAAGGGUCGAGGUCGGUAUGUGGGAACCGCCGUUUGUGCCGGAUCCUCACGCGGUGUACGCUAAGGACGUGUUGGAUAUCGAACAAUUUUCCACGGUAAAAGGUGUGAACUUGGACGCGACCGACGACACCUUUUACAGUAAAUUCAAUACUGGCAGCGUGUCCAUCCCGUGGCAGAACGAGAUGAUAGAGACUGAGUGUUUUAAGGAACUGAACGUGCUAGGUCCUAACAACACACCUACUCCUGAUCUGUUGAUCAACCAUCCGCCACCGAAUAACGAGAACAGAGGCUGUUUCCCAUUCCGAAGACAGAAAAAGCAGAGUGCCCGCACAAGACAGAUACCGUUAUCAGAGUGCCAUCUGCUGGAGCUGUCGCAGAGCCAAAACUCGGAGAUGCCAGCCAGCUGAUCCAAAAUGAACUCGAGUAGUGUGAAUCAAUCGACGUCGUCGUCCGUGCGCCGUCGUCGUUGCGGACGACGCCGACGGGCACUCAGGUGCUGCCCGAAGCUGCUUUAAAACAGGAAACAGAGCAAGAAAGAAACUGCUCCGUGAUUUUGACGCCGAUUUUUCGUCUGCAAAUCCCGUAAGAUUCGCCCUCGUUUGUAAGAGUGCUACGCCGAGAGGAGGCGUUGACUUUCAGCGCUAAAAGCACACUGACGUAUGUUUUCUCAGGUUUCUCGGAGUAGAGAGACGAACCGUUGAUACUCGCGUAUCCUAACCUUCAAUAUGCAAGAGAAACUUUGCAAAUGCUCUUGUUGCAAAUGAAAAGAAGUGCAACCAUUAAAUGUAGUUAUACAUCGAAAUAUGCGAUCCUCUGCAUACGAAAUUCAUUAUAAAACAUAGUCAUUGUUACGUGUGCAGCGCCUCGUAUUGCCUUUUUAUCUAACGCAAAAAGUAUAAUAGUAAAUGUGUAUCGAGAAAAGUUUGUUCGCAUGUAGAAUCCUCAUUUUCUCUUAUAACCAUUAUCGAACGCCGUUCCUUGUUCAAUCGGUGCGUCUGUGUGUUUAAGUACACUUACACCAUCGACGUACACGAAUGCAAGGCACGAUUUUUUCAGCGUUCACGCGUUAGUAUAUAUGCAAUGCUCGUACGCGUAGAUACAUUUGUAAACGGUGCAAUUUCACGUCGGUAAUUGGGGUCGCGUGCACGUAAUUUUGUAUGUGUACUUAGAGCAGUUAACGGGCGCGUGCACACGCGAUAAUGAAAGUAAGAGCAUUAUUAAGUAAGGAAAAUGUACGCGGAGAAAUUCCGACAUAACGAAGAUUCGUUGGGAAAGGAACGUUACUCCGAUGGAAUCGAGCAUUUCUCUUUCGUUUCUUGCAGCAAAUUUCGGAGGCAUUCAAGUUUUUCAAUCAGUCUUCUAACCCGAAUUAAUUCCAUACGCUCAAAAUAAUCACAGGGUUAUUUAUGUUCGUACAACCUGAUUAAUAUUUUGAAAGAUACUCUCAAUAUCUUUCAUUUUUGAUACUCGAUUCGUUUGUUUUCCACGUAUAUAAUCCUCUGGUUGUUUCGGGCAAUGUGAAAAAAUAAGGUGUAAGAUCGAGUCGAAGUUUAUUUGCAGUCAAUGUGUUCUUUGUUUAGUGACAAUCUUCCAAUUUCGUUUUGGAAUAUAUAUCGCAUUGCUCAAAGUGGUCGAUGAAUUCUAAACUCAAAUUUACAUCUCGAAAACUCAACGAUAUAAAUUAUAUGAAUUAUAUGAUUACGUUAAGGAACGCGGUCUCCUAAUUAUUUUGAGCAGUGUAAUUAGUCAUCGUCUGCCUAAUUUGUUCAAGUUUCUUCUCAAAUGGGACUCGAGCGGAAUAGAUGCAUUUAGGAAGCGUUGAAAGUCUGUGUUUUGAUAAUACUUUUACUUUUUGACGGAUGUUUGCGUGUAUAUAUACAUAAUUCUUCCUCUUAAGUACGAAUACGAAGAGAAACCCGUCCUGAGAUACGCACAAAUCGGUAUACGAUUCAUUCUUUUCUCUACCGAAUGAUUCAGUUUGAAUAUAGUAUAUUUGAUCGAACGUUUUCGCGAGGCUAUUUCGAGAAGAAAAAGGAAAAUAAAAAAGAACUCGAUGAAUCGCACAGGUGACGAAGCGUACAAGUAUCAUCAGGCAUAAAUACACACUGAAAUUUAUUUAUACGAUAACGUUGAGAGGAAUUUUUUACGCUAUCGAGAAAUCGAUAAAGGAUUGGCGACAAGUAGAUCGGAAUACCGGGCUGAUAGCGAAACCGAAAGUAGUAAUCUCUUUUUAAUAUCGAUGAAUCGUCGCCGUUACAUGGCUCGUUUUAUUAGUCUUUACUUCUCACCACUUUUUUCUCUUUUUAUCCUUUUUCCAAGAUUGUAUUACGCGUCAUGCCGCGGAAAAUUGAAUCGUACAUUAUAGAAUGGGUUGGCAAGCGAUUAAUCCCAAUUUCAAUUUGAUACGAUUAUUUUAGAUAAUUAUAGAUUAUACACGAUUUGUCCGAAUAAAUUGUCUUUAUUCAAAGGCGUAUUCGCUUGGCAGCCCAUUCGGUAGUAAUAUUUAUGUACUAUCGCGUAUUUAAAGUAAACGGACGUGUGUGUCUCAAUAAGCGGUAUCGAUCUAGUAAUUUAAAACGAAGGAAAACGUAUUAUUAAUUAAUCUACGAAUAACGGUGCGACCUCCUAUUGAUCAUAUCUAUCAUUAAACUCGAUUCAAACGAUAAACGAUCUUUCGGAAGCAUUUCACGUUUCGAGAAACAUUAUUUCAAAGGUUUAUCGAUUGAAUCUCGGGUUUUUAAUCGCUCACGGUACAAGUCCUUGCCAUUCGUACAAAUUGCGGUAGAAUUCUCAUUGUUCAACCAUCGACGACGAUCUCGAGGAAUUAUUAAUCUUAGAAUAUCAGUUUUGAAAUUUAUUCGAUUAGUCGAUCGAAAGAUAUCUUUAAUGAAUUCUCCGGUCGGUGGGAAAGUUGAUAUAUCGUCUAUUGUUCGUUCAAAUUAAUUAAGGAAAAUAUCGACGUCCAAAAAUUAACGAAAAUAGCAAGAUCCCCAGACUACGAUUACGCAUUUUUAUAUUUUUUUGAACGUAGGUGAAGGAAUGCUACCUUAAAUAUCGUAAUAAGUAUUCUAGUUUAAAUAUUUUAUACAUAUUUUACAUAUUACACGCAUUCUGUAAAUUUUUGGAAUUCGAAAUUUCCCAAGAAUGCAGCAAUUAUAGCGAUAAAUUAUUUUGGAUUAAUUCCCGAGUCGUUGAGACGGUUUUAAAUCAGUGACGCAAUUUUGUAUUACUCCUAAUAUCAUAAGUUAGCGUGUAAGCAAGUAAUUACCGACGGGGGAGAAACGAUAUCAUCGCGUAAGUGGAAAUGCCGGUAGUUCGUUGUACGUUCGCGCGGCGUCACCGAGUCAGCGUAAUCGUGCAGAUACUUCCGAUUACGAAAGAAAUCUCUCAGUGCUUUCAACUGUGAUUUUGUCUGACGAGUUGCAGCUCCGUUUAUUUAAUUUAUUCAUACUUUUCUGCGAGCUACCGAGCAUGUUGGAGAAAGAUAUCUAUCGAACGUAGCGGAUCGUGUCCGACCCGGAAAGACGACGACGUUGAUGCGUGUCUUUUGCUCAAAAGAGACAAAGAAAUAUGUAUUCUCGUAUAUAAGUACCUCAAAUUCUGGCGGACAAGUGUUCUGGAAUCUCGUUCAGUAGCCUGUCAGUAGUGAUGGACAUUUGAAUCUCAAUUUCGGAGCGAUUCGAAAUCUUACGAUAGCGUAAAAAUUCGGAUCACUUUGAAUAUGAAUCGCUAUUUAGGAUCUUUUAAUCUCUUCGAGACUCCUUGAAGCUUUAAAGAUUCAAUAUCUAUCAAGGCUUAAGGUAGUCUCGGUAAAAUUUAUCGAAUCUAUCAAAACUUUUGAGUAUCGAACCAUAUCGAAACGGUUUGAGCUUUUCGUUAGAUGUACAUAUUCGAUGCGAUUCGAAACGUUUCAGAGCUCAUCACUACGGAUCGCGUUUCAUUGCUCUUACUUUUCCUUUAUACGAAUCGUGUCUUCGUUCAUUCGCUAGUUUAUUUUCUUUUUUUACAUCAUGUAUAAAUUAUGUAGGGCUUUAACGUUCUUCCUCUUUCCCUUUUUUUUAUCGAACAUUUUUGUACAGUAUGUCGUUUCAUGUAGAACAAGGAACGAGUGUCUUUUUUUUUUACGACUCGAAGAGCGAGAUAAAUCGCCGUGGGCUGGCGCGAAUACUAAAUCAUUCCACUUUUUCGUGCAAGUAUUCGUGUGCAACUGUUUCACUUUCUGUUCGCGAUAAUUUAUGCGCAAUGUCCAAGUUGGAAACGCCAAGGGGCGUUUGUGGUUACCAAAUUGCAUUGGAAUAACUAAUACUUCAUCGUUUUAUAGCUCUCUAUUCCUUUCGUUAUUGUUAUGUUUCUUUUUCCGUACAACGAUUUAUCGACGAAAUCAAUGUUCCUUCUUACUUGUGUUGAAAUUUUUUCCAUCGAUGAAAAUAUGUCUCUCGGUGUAUUUCUUUCGAAUAUUAGACUAAUCGUUUCUUACGUUAUUAAGAAUAAAAAUUACUAAUAUGCAAAUUGUCGAUUGUUAUUCCUCUGCAACUAAUUGGUAUUUCCCCGAGGAGGAAUCUCGAUAAUCGCGAGAAAACCAUCGGCAGAGCAGAAUCUCCAUGCAAGCACGUGAAAGUUCUCCUUUGUACAUAAUAUUUACGAUGAUAACGAUGAUAUUAAACGAUAGCUAUAUAAUUCUAUACGAACAGCAAGCGAAUAAAUGAAUAAAUUAAGCGUAGAUAUGCGUGUUUGUAUAGGUGCAAGGAAGGAUACAAACGGUAGCAGAAAAAAAGAACUUUUUCGCGAGACGGCAGGAAUACCCGCGUGAGAUUAUCACUGUAUUUAUAUCGUAUACCUUCUUCCACGCUUCUUUUUACCCGCUACCACGUGCAACUGCGUAAAACAAAAGACUAAAAUGCCAUGGAACGAUGCGUGUAAAUGUAAGCACGUUUGACGAGCGAUCAAAUAGUAUUUGAAAUAAAUGAAUUUAGAAUUGUUUUUUAAUAUUAUUUUUACAGCAACGAUUACGAAUUAGUUUUAAAUAUAAUAAUUUGUUUAUUUACUAGAUACGGAAAGAAUCGUUAUCGGAGAAUGUGGUUUGUUUAAAAGGAUAAUUUAACGAAUUUAUAUUUUAUUACAAAUACUAUUUAUGCCGAGAAUUACGCGAAUCCUCGAUGGAUCGAGGCCAAUUCUAAAAGGCAACUUAGCUCUACCAUGAAUCGUGCGGUAAUCACCGAUUGAAUUUCCCGUACUUUUAGUCUGCGUCCCAGCCACGAUAUUCUCGGCCUAAUUUCACGAAUUUCAUUUUUUUUAUUUUCGAACGAACCAUAUGUCGCUCAAAAAUAUCGUUUCUUUUACUAUAAACCGUCUUUUACCAUGAAGCCACUGAAAUUAUUUGAAAAAAGAAACAGAUCGUGGUUUUAUCGAUUGGAUGCGAGUUCGUAGAACUGUACGGAUCUCCUUAGUCUCCAAGACUAAAUUCGAUGUUUGAUGGCAUUUCUAACGAAUAAAAUAUUAAAACGGCACUACUUAAAAUAAUGGCACUACCUUCUUGAAACUAUCUUACGUUUAACAUUAUUGUAAUUUUUCUAC
Messenger RNA from Bombus impatiens (common eastern bumble bee), 9065 nucleotides. RefSeq names its product G protein-coupled receptor kinase 5 (gene Gprk2). Bases 2123 to 3898 code for a protein of 591 amino acids. The transcript is spliced from 10 exons. Gene Ontology annotation, biological process: signal transduction; protein phosphorylation; regulation of signal transduction. The record is from RefSeq and is a predicted model, not a curated record. Lineage: Eukaryota; Metazoa; Arthropoda; Insecta; Hymenoptera; Apidae. Gene Ontology annotation, molecular function: ATP binding; G protein-coupled receptor kinase activity. Gene Ontology annotation, cellular component: cytoplasm.